AUGAUGGUAACCUUGUUAUACCACAUUGGGGGUAGGCGUGUAAUUGGUCACGGUGAUUGCAAAUAUGAAGGAGGGGAGUUGAUUCAAGCAGAGUAUAUAGACCCAGAUGAAAUCAAUCUUAUGGAUUUAAUGGCUGUUUUACAUCAAGAAGAGAACCACAAGAACAAUUUCAAGCUAUAUUAUAAGGAACAAGCUGAAAGUGGAGUAAAUGGGUUUGUUCUUAUUGUGAAUGACGAUAGCAUAAGGUCAUUGCUGCAUUCGUAUGAUGGUAAGGAAGUAUAUGAUAUAUAUGUUGAAGUGGAAGAUGAGGCUGCAGCAAAGGCGACAAAAUCGAGAUUUGAAGAACAUACGGAAGACCUUGAAACACCUCACUCAGAUGACGAUGAAGACUCAGAGUAG
Messenger RNA from Linum trigynum, 399 nucleotides. Lineage: Eukaryota; Viridiplantae; Streptophyta; Magnoliopsida; Malpighiales; Linaceae. The record is from the annotation of a GenBank genome assembly.